UCAAUAAAUGCUGAGCAGAAGUUUAUAUAAGACCUUUACGAUAUACUGAAUACAGUAGUGCUUUUAAUUGUUCAAUGGGGUUUGUUGGAACAUCCAUUCAACGCAUAAACCCUUCAAGUGACAGUUUAUCCGUCUACACUUUAGAUUUCGCUAGUAGGCUAUUAUGGUUGUUAAUGCAUCGAUUAGUGAUUCAUUUAUUCGAAUUAUUAGUCUUUUUAUUUAUUGUUUAUUGUUUAGCUGUGAUGCACAAUUUUUUGCCUUUGAACUUGAUUGUAGACUAUUGCGCAAUGGGAACUUAAGCACAUGGUACAAAUUCAGGGCGUUUUCAAAUAAAUCGUGCGCGCGGUGUAUGUGGAUGAGAGAGAGUGUGUAUGUGAGCGAAAGAGAGGGAGAGAGGGAGAGGUGCUUUCGUAUUCACUGAUCUCCUAAGAGUGCUCGUUAGUAUUUUUUGCUCAGAGGUCUUCAAUAGUCAUGUUGAGAGCCAGGGAACCGGGAUCUUUGGCCGUACUGGCCUCCACCCUUCUUCUGGGAUUCGGCGUUGCGUUUUCCCUCGGACAGAAUGACACAGAACCGGUAGUUUUGGAAGGAAAAUGUUUAGUUGUGUGUGACUCGAACCCGUCCGCCGAAGGAGGAGUGACCUCGUCGUUUGGGAUAUCUGUCCGAGCUGCUGGUGCUAAAGUGGCUUUUUCUGCGGUCAGAGGGACUAACCAUGAACCAUCAGAAAUGAGUAACAAGUCCAUGACAAUCUACUUUGAUCAGGUACUAGUGAACAUUGGAAAUCAUUUCGAUCUUAAGGCGAGUGUAUUUCAAGCUCCUCGGCGAGGCAUUUACAGCUUCAGCUUUCACGUCGUGAAGGUCUACAACCGACAGACAAUUCAGGUCAAUCUGAUGCAUAAUGAAUACCCAAUAAUAUCUGCAUUUGCCGGUGAUCAAGAUGUGACCCGAGAGGCAGCAAGUAACGGUGUUCUGCUUCACCUGGAGCGUGAAGACAGACUCUAUCUCAAACUGGAGAGAGGGAACCUCAUGGGCGGGUGGAAGUACUCCACAUUCUCUGGCUUUCUUGUUUUCCCUCUCUAAUUGAAUAUAGCCCAUUUUAAAUGGCCCAGACUGAAGACCAAGGGACAUUUCCGUCCGUAUAUGCUUUCAAAAAUAAAGGUAGCAGAGAGAACAUGGAAUGCGUUAGUUUAUUUUAUUUAUUGUUAGGAUCUGAAGAAAUGUUUGUAUGUAUGUGCGUAUGUGUAUGUACGCAUUUAAGUAUUUGUGAGAUGCAAAAGAAAGUAGGACAGUGACAAUAUUUGGACUAAUUGAUGUCUGCAUAUUGCUUUGGGAAAGAGUGGUUUGUUAUUGUCAAUGAUAUUUUUGCAUUCAGGUGCGUAUUUUGCACGAAAUGUGUUUUGUUCUGUGCUUGUCAUUUUAUUGAUUUGUAUAGCCCUUAUAAAUUUGAUGUUCAGUAUGAGCGUAGUAAGUACAAAAACAGUUAUUUCUCUUUAAUCGUUGUCGUUUGGCUUAAUGCAUAGACAAGCAAUGAUAUCUUGCAUUUUUAUAUUACUUGAAUGUAAAUAUACUUAUGUCAUAAACACAAGGAAUGUACUUAAAAACUCUUUUAGGACUCAGAAGUUUUAUUUUGCAAGAAGGAUAUAUAAAGGCAUGGGGAAAGGAACAUUUCAUCAUUUACUCACCCUUGUGUUGUUCCAAACCUGCAUGAAUUUCUUUCUUCUGCUAAACACAAAAGAAGAUAUUUUGAAGAAUGUUGGCAACCAAACAGUUGCUGGUAGCCAUUGACUUACAAAGUAUGAGAAAAAAUUAUAUGGAAGUCAAAGGCUACCAGCAACCAUUUCAUUUUGGGAUGAACUGUCCCAAAAUAGAGUGAAAGAAGAGAAGAACUCAACGCUGUCCGUGGUGCUGAACAACAGCUGUCCAUCAAAAAUGGAAAUCUUGUUGAGCACACAUAUGAAUGAUUAUUAAAUGCUUACAUCAAAACAAGCAGUGCAACAUUUAUCAGUCACAUUUGUUUUGGAUACAUAUGUCACCUACAAUUGAGUACAGAUAGACCUUCAGUAGUUGGACUAUAUCUACAGAUUCACAUGGGGAUUUUAUCAUCUUAAAAGUUGUAUUUGAGAGUAAUUGUGUAACAAAAGUGUAAACAUAUAUGAUAUUCACAUACUGAGUUUCUCUGAUUAAGUCUCUCAACGGGGCCGGUUUUAGGAAGGAUGAAAGUAACACCCGCCUACAGAGUUCAAUAUGUGCAAAAACUGGAAAGAUAGAGACACCAUGCAGAUUUGUUGUCUCUCCAUUAAGGGCAGGGCAGUGUGUUUCAAGAUGCUGUCUUACACAACACUGAACUUUAAAGAUUUAACAUUUAUAGCUUUAUAUAUUUUUCAAAGCAUGGCUGGGAAACGGGAUGGAAAUUAGGUAAUUUUUUACCAUGGGCACAAUUAAAAACUGUGAAGACAGCAUUAUUUGGAGGUGAAAUGCAAAUGUGAUGAGGUAUGAGAAUGAUGUGGGUGUUAAGUGUUAAACAGUGAAAUAUUCCUUCCAAGAGUAGAGCUUAAAAAGACGCUAGCACAUAUUUUCACUCGUCAAGACCAUGUCACAUUAUGUUAUAUCAUAGUGUGAGUUAUUUCAGGGGGUAACCAGUCAUUAUGUUAGAUAAUAUUGUGCAGUUUUAUUUGAUGUUUGACCUCAUGUUCAGACAGUGAAUUUUUAAAAAUAUAUUUUAAAAAUUAAAAAAUAAAUAAAUAAAUCUCGCCACUGCAUCAUCUUCCUGUCAUUUGAGUUGGCAUAGAAGUAAACAUCGCCCAAAGGCUAAAAGCUGUCUCUUGCCUGUAUCUGACCUUUCUUUUCAUAAAGAUGAUUAAGAAUGAAAACAUGACUCAACAGCACAUGUCGCUGCUAGGUCACUAAACAUGACUUUGGUUUUGGGGAACAAAAUGAAGAAAAUGUUUCUUUGCAUAAUUCUUUCAUUUGUCCUUUAAGAACAUAAAUCUUGUUGCUAAAGUAUAUCAAACUCUUACUUUUAAUAUAACUAUAAAGGUGAGUGCUACACACAUUCUUUCAUCAUUAGCAAUAUUUAUCCUGCUCAUGUGUAUAAACAUGUCAUACUGUGAGGUCUCACCCCCAACACUCAUGAUUUAAUUAUUGUAAUUACUGUGCUGAAGUGUCAUGAUUACCUGCUUUACUCGUGGCUUGUACUAUUGGGUGCUGGUGAAUUAA
Molecule: messenger RNA, 3213 nt
Organism: Onychostoma macrolepis
Lineage: Eukaryota; Metazoa; Chordata; Actinopteri; Cypriniformes; Cyprinidae
Gene: cbln2a
Product: cerebellin 2a precursor
Exons: 3
Coding region: 472-1077 (201 amino acids)
Molecular function (GO): protein binding
Source: RefSeq, a predicted model, not a curated record